AUGAGCAGCACUGGAAAAUCUAUGGUUUAUGUAACCAGAUCUGAUAUGCCACAUAAAGGCAUAGAGUUGCUUAAACAGCAUUGUGACUUAAAACUCUGGGACCAACCAUCACCUGUGCCAAGAGCUGAAUUCCUAAAAAGUGUUGUAGGUGCCAAUGGUAUCUUCUGUUCUCUCACUGACAAGAUUGACAAGGAAUUACUUGAUACAGCCGGACCUGGCUUAAAAGUUGUGGCCACCAUAUCAGUGGGAUAUGAUCACAUUGAUGUGCAAGAAUGUAGGAAACGAGGCAUUAAAAUUGGAUAUACACCUGAUGUAUUGACUGAUGCCACAGCAGAACUGACUCUAGCUCUCCUGCUGUCAACAUCAAGGCGUUUACCAGAAGCACAACAUGAAGCAAGAACUGGUGGGUGGGUUUCCUGGGCACCAACUUGGAUGACGGGCCCAGGUCUUGCCUCAUCCACUGUUGGCAUUGUUGGAUUUGGAAGAAUAGGUCAAGCAGUAGCUAGGAGAGUGAAAUCUUUUAACACUAACAGAAUUCUUUACUACAAUCGUAGUGAGAGACCAGAAGCGAAAGAAACUGGUGCAAUGAAAAACAAAACUAUUAGAGCUGCUGGCUUAGAUGUAACAUCACCGGAGCCCUUGCCGCUAGAUAGUCCUUUAUUUAAGCUGGAAAAUUGUGUUGUGCUACCUCAUAUAGGCAGUGCUUCUAUUGAAGCAAGAAAUACUAUGAGCGAGCUGACAGCAAAUAAUAUUUUGGCUGCUCUGAAUGGACAUAAAAUGCCCGCUGAACUUAAA
Molecule: messenger RNA, 795 nt
Organism: Iphiclides podalirius (scarce swallowtail)
Lineage: Eukaryota; Metazoa; Arthropoda; Insecta; Lepidoptera; Papilionidae
Source: the annotation of a GenBank genome assembly